This is a messenger RNA of Zootoca vivipara (common lizard), 2742 nucleotides long. NCBI's taxonomy places the organism in Eukaryota, Metazoa, Chordata, Lepidosauria, Squamata, Lacertidae. The record is from RefSeq and is a predicted model, not a curated record.
ACUACUGUCCUUAAUCUGGCUGGCUUCAUAUCACUGAAAGACUGCCCUUGGGAGUUUCAGAGGCCUUUCUGUUGGGUGUUUUAAAGGACCCGGCUGCAACUUUUGGAAACAAUCCUGGUAUGGCAAUGCGAACUUCGUGUGAAAUGGAUAGAGCCAGGAAGUGGCUCGGACUCAGUAUAUCUUUAAGUUGUUGCUUAAUGAUGAACCUCGUUACGGCUGUGUUAUCUGGGAGCAGCAGACCACCCAGCAAAGGCCAAGAAGGCAGCCUCUCGGACAACUUGCUUCUGCAUCUGCGAAUGAAGAGGAGCUGGGUGUGGAACCAAUUCUUCGUUUUGGAAGAAUACACUGGAACGGAUCCUUUGUAUGUGGGAAAGUUGCAUUCUGAUAUGGACAGAGGAGAUGGAUCCAUCAGAUAUAUACUGUCGGGAGAAGGAGCAGGCAUUGUGUUUACCAUUGAUGAUGCAACUGGAGAUAUCCAUGCCAUUCAGAGGCUGGACCGAGAAGAGAGAUCCCAGUAUACUCUAAGGGCUCAAGCUUUGGAUAGACUGACUGGCAGGCCGAUGGAGCCGGAAUCUGAAUUUAUAAUCAAAAUCCAAGAUAUCAAUGACAAUGAGCCCAAGUUCCUGGAUGGGCCAUAUGUUGCUUCGGUACCAGAAAUGUCACCAAUAGGUACCUCCGUUAUCCAAGUGACAGCAACAGAUGCUGAUGAUCCUACCUAUGGGAACAGUGCCAGGGUAGUCUACAGCAUUCUCCAAGGACAGCCAUAUUUCUCUGUGGACUCCAGAACAGGCUUGAUUAGGACAGCGCUAAUGAACAUGGAUAGAGAAGCAAAAGAAUAUUAUGAAGUGAUUAUCCAGGCCAAAGAUAUGGGCGGACAGUUGGGAGGAUUAGCUGGGACGACCACAGUCAAUAUCUCCCUGUCUGAUGUCAAUGACAACCCACCCAGAUUUCCACAGAAACAUUAUCAGAUGAGCGUUCUGGAGUCUGCUCCAGUUAGCUCUACUGUGGGCCGUGUCCUUGCUAAAGAUUUGGAUGAAGGCAUUAAUGCUGAAAUGAAAUACAGUUUUGUGGAUGGGGAUGGACUGGAUGUUUUUGAUAUUGCCACCGAGUCUAAUCGCCAAGUUGGUGUCAUUACAGUGAGAAAGCCCUUGAACUUUGAGAGUAAGAAGAGCUACACUUUGAAGGUAGAGGGUGCCAAUCCCCACUUAGAAAUGCGCUUCCUGAACCUGGGCCCCUUCCGUGACACUGCUACUGUACACAUCACCGUUGAGGAUGUAGAAGAGCCCCCACUCUUUGAGCCUAGCUUUUAUUUUGUGGAAGUCCCUGAAGAUGUGGACAUUGGGACCACCAUACAAAUGAUUCAUGCCAAGGACCCGGAUGUGACCAACAACUCCAUCAGGUAUUCCAUUGAUCGAAGCAGUGAUCCCGGACGCUUCUUUUAUGUCGACAUUGCAACAGGUGCUCUGAUGACUGCAAGACCUCUGGAUCGGGAGGACAUUCCAUGGCACAAUAUCACCAUCCUGGCCGUGGAGCUGAACAACCCCUCGCAGGUUGGCAGUGUUUCUGUCACGAUAAGAGUGCUGGAUGUGAAUGACAACGCUCCAGAAUUCUCCAGAUUCUACGAGGCUUUUGUAUGUGAAAAUGCCAAAGCUGGACAGCUGAUUCAGACAGUGAGCGCGAUUGACCAGGACGACCCACAAGAGGGACAGCACUUCUACUAUAGCUUGGCUCCUGAGGCAGCUAACAACCCCAACUUUACUCUAAGGGACAAUCAAGACAACACAGCUUGGAUUUUAACCAGGAGAUCAGGCUUCCGGCAGCAUGAGCAGAAUAUAUUUUACCUUCCUAUCCUGAUAGUUGAUAAUGGACGCCCCAUGCUGAGUAGCACCGGGACAGUAACCAUUCACGUUUGCAGCUGCGACGACAAGGGUCUUGUGAUGUCCUGCAAUGCAGAGGCCUAUGUGCUCCCUGUCAGCCUGAGUAGAGGAGCUCUUAUUGCCAUUCUAGCCUGCAUCUUUGUCUUGCUAGUGCUGGUACUGCUGAUCUUGUCCAUGAGAAGGCACAGGAAGCAGCCGUAUAUCAUUGACGAAGACGAGAACAUCCAUGAGAACAUCGUGCGGUACGACGACGAGGGAGGUGGGGAGGAAGACACAGAGGCCUUUGACAUCGCAGCCCUGUGGAACCCGAGGGAGGCUCAAGUGGUGCUGAAGAGCAGGCAGGACAUGAUGCCGGAAAUCGAAAGCCUCUCCAGAUACGUUCCUCAAGCCUGCACGAUGGACAGCAGCGUUCAUAGCUAUGUGUUGGCCAAGCUCUACGAAGCCGAUAUGGACCUCUGGGCACCUCCCUUUGACUCUCUCCAGACGUACAUGUUUGAGGGCAACGGCUCCGUGGCAGAGUCGCUCAGUUCCUUGCAGUCUGCGUCUACGGACUCAGAGCAGAGCUACGACUAUCUGACGGACUGGGGGCCCCGCUUCAAAAAGCUGGCCGAAAUGUACGGUGCCACAGAAGGGAACGGGGCCCUUUGGUAACAAAGAGGCGAAGGCAGAGUACUACUCGGGUACUCGGCACAGCCAUCCGAAUUUGUACUCAAUCAGAUAUUGAGGACACAGGCGAGGUGGCCUCCUACAAAUAGCAAUAUGGUGCUUGAGGGAGAAUGCAGAAGAGGAGUGGAAAUAAAUAAGAGCUCUCUCUGGAACAGCUUUACUCAGUUACAUUAAGCUACAUUUGUAAACGACAAGAAAC